GUAUAAAAGCUUGACCAGGAUACCUUUUUCUUACCAGUAUUGUUCAUUGCGGACCCUGCAAAGCACAUAACAGGGCAAAGCAUGGAAUGCUACUGAAUUUCUUGGACUAAUGAGACAUGGAGGUUUGGGCGGUUGUGUGAAUUAUAGUUCAACAUGACAGAUACAAAGACAGAUACUCAUAGGGAUUUGGCUCAUAAGGGAGAUACUGAGGAUCACGUCAGGCAGCCCAUGGAGCAUGAAGGACACUCAAGAUGGUGGAUAAUAUAACAGGAAUCACCAAUGGCAGCAAAUCAUCAGAUACCAUUUUAUUCAGGCCAGUCACAGCAAAUGUGAAUGUGAUCAUCAUACAGGUGCUGGUGGGUAUCUUCUUAUACAUCAACAGCCUCAUGAUCCUCACCUUCUUCAUGAAGGAGGCCUUUCGCACCGAUACCCGCUAUAUCCUUUUUGUCCACAUGCUCUUUGUGGAUUCCUUUCUGAUGAUGGCGACCAACCUGACUCUGCUACUACUAUACUACAGACUGGUGAUCCCCUAUGAGGCCUGCAUAGUGCUCAACCUGGUCAUGAUCUGGUUGCAAUUCUGCACACCUCUGACAUUGGUGGCCAUGUGCCUGGAGCGCUAUGUGGCUGUGUGUAAGCCCCUGAGGCACGCUGCCAUCUCCACGCCGAGGAUUAGAGUGGUGGGCCUGCUCCUCAUUUGGGGGCUGGGCUGUGUACCUGCCCUCGUCAUCCUCCUUUCCUUCGCAGCCCUGGUCUCAGCUGAGCGGCUCACCAUGAGAGUCUUGUGCUCCGUGGAUGCCCUGAUUGUGAUUGAGUGGCAGAGGUACCUCCAAAUUGCUGUGUUCAAGUUCUAUUUCUUGGUCAUGUCCGUGGUGAUCGCUUUCACAUACAUCAAGGUGGCUGCAGCGGCCCGGUCUGCCUCUGGUGAAAACAGGAAGUCGAGCACCAAGGGCACGAGGACAGUGGCUCUCCAUGCCAUCCAGCUUCUCCUUUGCCUCAUGCAGCUACUUACGCCUUUCGUGGAGAUGGCUGCGCUACAGAUCAGUGUGGUGGUCUACAACCAAAUCCGUGUUGUCAAUUUUGUCGUCUUUAUGAUAGCUCCGCGGUGCCUGAGCCCAUUGAUCUAUGGUUUGAGGGACCAGAAGUUCUUCCAAACAUUGAGAAACUAUGCCGUUUUUGGCCUGGAUAAGAAGAUUCAGCCAGCUGCUUCUCAGUCUAGGAAGGUGAAACUGAGGCAUUAAUGUGAAGGAGGUCCUGGGAGACACACUGACUGGACUGCAUAUGAUUCCAUAUAUGAGUGAUUCAAUGUUUACCUAUGUUAUUAUUUAAUGUUGUUAAUGCCAUUUUUAUCACUAUUGUCUCUUUAUUAUGUAUGUUAAACUACAGUACCUCAUUUUAUGCAUCAUAUUGAAACUGUCACACACAAGCUCAGAGGACCCCCGUCAACCUCACCCAGUUCAUGCAGGCACUCUGUGUCUCAUUAACCACACCCCCUCGAGGAAUUCCCUUCAGCAAACCCACCCACUUGGGGUAGCCCUGUUUACUGGCACCCUAACUUAACGGUGAUUCUUAUUUAGGGUCACGCCCCUUCGCAGCCACACAGCAGCCAAAUGACAGAUCUUAUCCUUUUGCUGAGAGUUUGUUCCCCUGUUGGUUCUCAUUCUCUCUGCCUGGUUUCUUGAUGUAGUUUUUGUUCCCCGGACUCCAGGCCUUGUUUUGUCCUCUCACUGACCUUCACCCAUUGCCUCACCUUCACCUGCCCAAUGACCUAAUGCCUUACCGGCUGCUUCGGAUUCUGUUUUGCUCUUUCUGGCUCUGACCUGUACUGUUUGACUACGAUUUUUGCCCAUGUUAAUAAACCCAUUUCUCUGGACCCGA
Messenger RNA from Brienomyrus brachyistius, 1875 nucleotides. RefSeq names its product odorant receptor 131-2-like. Lineage: Eukaryota; Metazoa; Chordata; Actinopteri; Osteoglossiformes; Mormyridae. Gene Ontology annotation, molecular function: G protein-coupled receptor activity. Gene Ontology annotation, biological process: G protein-coupled receptor signaling pathway. Bases 252 to 1238 code for a protein of 328 amino acids. Gene Ontology annotation, cellular component: membrane. The transcript has 3 exons. The record is from RefSeq and is a predicted model, not a curated record.